This is a messenger RNA of Lepus europaeus (European hare), 596 nucleotides long. It is a transcript of the gene CCDC184, whose product is annotated as coiled-coil domain containing 184. NCBI's taxonomy places the organism in Eukaryota, Metazoa, Chordata, Mammalia, Lagomorpha, Leporidae. The record is from RefSeq and is a predicted model, not a curated record. Bases 51 to 596 code for a protein of 181 amino acids. The transcript has a single exon. Gene Ontology annotation, cellular component: cytoplasm.
CCCCCGUAGCCGCCGCCCGGCGAGUCCGAGCUGGACGCGCCCCCGACCCCAUGGAGGACGGCCCGCUGGAGCUCAUGACCAAGGACGGCGGCGACGUGCCGGCGCCCCUGGAGGUGUCCAGCGUGCCGGCCGUGGGCGACGUGCUCUCGGGCGAGUACAACGGCGGCAUGAAGGAGCUGAUGGAGCACCUGAAGGCGCAGCUGCAGGCCCUGUUCGAGGACGUGCGGGCCAUGCGGGGCGCCCUGGACGAGCAGGCCUCGCACAUCCAGGUGCUGUCGGACGACGUGUGCGCCAACCAGCGGGCCAUCGUGUCCAUGUGCCGGAUCAUGACCACGGCGCCCCGCCAGGGCGGCCAGGGGCGCUGCGCGGGCACCCCCCGGGAGCCCGAGUGCCCUGCGCCGGGGGCGGUCGCCAGCGAGGACCCGGAGCACGGGAACGCCGAGGAGGAGAAGGAGCGGCCGUGCCCCGCCGCUCCCGCCGGCCGCCGCGAGCGCCCCGAAAGCCCCCGCGCAGGCAGCACGGCCGCGCCGCCGCUGGAGCCCCGAGACCCGCCCGACGCCGCCCUGCUGCGGCUGAGGGGCGAGGCCGCGCCGUGA